GGCCGCGGCCGACUUGACCCCCCUGGCCGCGGCCGGGUGUGCAACAUAGAUCAGAGGGCUUCAACUUCGUCAUGGACCGGAGCGUGUACGACAAGAUGGAGGCCAUGACGAAGCGGGAUCAUACGAUCCACCCGAAGAAUUUGGCGGACACAGGGGCGGCCGAGGGGGUUCAGAUGCCGGCAAGCGCGGGGGCGGGAGGGGAGACCAUGGGCAGUGAGGAUGGAGGGGAGGCAGCCGACGAGGAGCAGGGGUCGACGAAAGACUCCACAUUCAGCGCGGGGAGAGGCGGCGGUUACGGGAAAAGGAAGAACAUGCGGCAACAAACAUUUGAGGUCGUCGCCGACGCCACGGACAAGCAUGGCGCGCUCAUGGCGAGCACAAUGGAUAGGGCGAGCAAGCGACAAUGCUCAAUGAUGUUACGUCAGUGCGAAAUCCUGGAGAGCGAAGUGGAAGUGCAGAGGAAACAUUAUGUUGCGGCGGAUGAGGCGAACAGAAUGAUAGUGUAUGGACGCGCGUCCGCAGAGGCGUCGAAAGGUCUAUUUGCGCCUCGGGGAAGGUGGGUGUGGCAACACAUGAAGGGCGUGUCCGCGAAGGAGGUCUGGAGAGGUGCUGUCACACGUGUCGCUGUCGACGACGGCGGCAGGCGAAGAAUCGAGGUCGGGGCCCCUCCGUCUACUCCAUCUAACGAGGAGGAGGACGACGACGUGUUUACGACGGAGGAAGAAGCAACGGAGGACACCUUGUCGGCACCUCGGGGAAGCACUCUUCAACGGUCAUCUGAUCAGAACGCUGCGAGGAGAUUGCUGACGCCCCCUCCGGAGGCGCAACAAGUGCGUGCCCACAAUACCCCGAAGGCGAAGGAGGUUGUCGUCGACGUCGGCGGCGAGGACGACGAGCCCUUGGAAAGUCGUAGGCAGCGCAAUGUCACACAAGGCGCCACGGCAACGACAUUCAAGAUACGUGGCGCGACUGAAGAAAGGCCACCUCAGGGUGGCCUUCCCUCCACGCCGUCUCAGCCGCGUCCGCACAACACGGCUGCAGAGGGAGGCUCCAUGGAAUGCGGCGGAGGGGAGGGGGCCCAGCAAGAAGCACGCGUGGCGAGCGGGGGGGCGAUCGGUGGUGCAGCCGCGGGGUCUUCGGGCAAUGUAGCUGCCGUGUCGAGAGCGAGAGAGGAGCUCCCUGUUGUGGAGCGGGAGGUGGCACGCGGCGACAACAAGGGUGAUAGGGAGGAUGAGGACCCCCUUUUGAGCCGGGUUCGGAGGGGAGGGACGGCGAAAGAUCUCGCCGAGCGUGCCUGCCUGUGGGUUGAUGACAAAGCGUUCUGGACGACGGGGGAGGGGACAAGACUGUACAACAUCGUCCACGAAACGCAGCAGCACUUUGUCGCCAUCGCCAACGGGCUGCAAGCGCCCGCCGUCCCCUGGAGCGUCGUCAUGCCGAAAUCCGCCAUGAGCUUGACGAGGAUUGCAGAUCCCGCACAACUGCAGCAGGCGAUCUCCCGCGCGAUGACAGCGGAGAACAUUGCUCUGCGCGUCUUGCACGGAUGGGUCUUCAAGUCCGGAAACCGCCCCCAAGGAUACAAUGUCGCUUACCACUAUGUGCUGGAGUCGGUGGCGACGGACAUUACGCGUGCCAUGUGGUAUGGCGAGGAGUGGAGCAACGUCGUCAGUGCGGCCCUUUGCGCGCACACAAUCAACCUGAACAUGGACUUGCCACUGUGGUUUGCGGGCGCGAACAUCGAGGACAGGCCGGAGGACGACGACAUGGCGGCGCACCAGGAGUCGACCGUUAUAUGCAUCGUGCAUGCAUUUCGCGCCGCGGUCCAAAUGGGUGGCAACGUCGAUGGCGGGUUCAUCUCACACGACCGUCUGUCGAGGAUUGCAGAUUGCUUCAGGCUUUUGUUGGCGGCCAGCAUGUGGUUGAUGCGCAUGGCGGGAGACGAUCCAGAGCUUCCAAGCCAUCAGAUCAUAAAUGAUCUGAUGGUAGCGGUUGCAACAACAGUGAACAAAGUAACCCCUACAUUUUCUCGAAUAAACUCUACUUCUGUCAGCAGUGAUCCUGACACCCUCCAGAUACUCGGUGAUUGAGGGGGGCUCCACCCAAUGACAUAAUUGCACUACAGCAAGUAAAAUGCCGAAAAUCUUCUAUCCAGUGGGCCUCUGGCCGACCCCACCCUCUUUUGGGGUUGGCCACACCCCCAAAGGACUGAAAAGAUUCAGGAAGCUUUCUCUCUUUGCACGGGCAUGGAGGGGAACAAAGAUCUCCUUACUUUUUCGGGUAAUACAUGUAAAAUACUGACCUUGAUCACUAGUACUGCACUCCAGGAUUUGGGUCACUCAACUGCCCCACAAACUCGUUUCUAUCCUAUCCCGUUGCUAGUGGGACCUUGCCCCUGGAGGUGGUCUCAAAAAGGGUCUGCCCGCGGCCACCUUCUGAGGCAUUUGGGUACCGAGCCUCUCCAGUGUGACCCGAAAAAUGACUCAAUUUUUGGGAUUUUGGGUCUUUUGGUCCUCGUGUGAGUAUGCCCUCAGUCAGGUAAGUCCUGCGGUAUCAUGAAGGGUCGAAUAGCAAGCAACCGCCCGUUGGCAGCCGAAUGGUGAAUGAAUCCCUCCCUGAAACACUUUACACACACACACACACACACACGCACAAACACAAACACACACACACACACACACACACACACACACACACACACACGUCGUUGACGACUACCUAUGCUCACAACGCUUACGCCCGACGUGACGUGCACGCACCUGAUUGCAUGACUACGCACGUGAUUGCAUAUCAUUCAAUGAACACGCACGUGAUUACUCGAGCGCAUGGGCGCGUGCAGGAGAAGUGGAUGCUACCCGACGACGUGAUGAUAUGUAUGUAUGGAUAUGGUACACUCCAAUGGCACCUAAGCGAUCAUACAAAUGGGUAUGCAAAAAAUGGGUCCAGCAAGUGUCGGUAUUGAUUAGAUGAGUGUUAAAGUGCAAUGGCCUCACCAGCCAGGUGCGAUUCACUACAUGGAUGCAUACGCACGCCUGUUAUCUAUCAAUCUAUCAAUACAUUGUUUGCUGAAUGGGAGGGAGUACCACCGGCACAGCUUGAACUGGCGCCGCCUCCACCCACUCGCCAUUCCUCACGUUUUUAUGGAGCGUUCUGUGCUCCUGGCACAGCGCACAGCUAGAGCAGA
Molecule: messenger RNA, 3181 nt
Organism: Chara braunii
Lineage: Eukaryota; Viridiplantae; Streptophyta; Charophyceae; Charales; Characeae
Source: the annotation of a GenBank genome assembly